Penicillium nucicola is the source of this 1260-nucleotide messenger RNA. Its product is annotated as FAD-dependent oxidoreductase. The transcript is spliced from 2 exons. The annotation marks the transcript as partial. The record is from RefSeq and is a predicted model, not a curated record. Lineage: Eukaryota; Fungi; Ascomycota; Eurotiomycetes; Eurotiales; Aspergillaceae. Gene Ontology annotation, molecular function: FAD binding.
AUGGAUCCCUCUCCCUCCAUCGCAAUCAUCGGCGGCGGACCAAGCGGACUAGUCUUCGCCCGACUCCUCGAAAUAAACGGCAUAACGGACUAUGUCGUAUUUGAGCGCGAUGAGUCUCCAAAGCCAGUUCCGGGUCAACAAGGUGGCACGCUCGACCUUCAUUCCACCUCCGGCCAACUAGCCCUCAAACGCGCAGGAUUGUUCGACAAGUUUAGUAAAGACCUUGCACGUUGGGACGCAGCCUGUUUCCGCAUUCUCAAUUCAGCAGGAGAAACGGUUGUCAACUUCAGCGAAAUUCGCGAUCGACCUGAGAUCGAUCGCUUGCAGUUGCGUCAGCUGUUGCUUGACUCCAUUCCCUCGGAGAAAGUUCGAUGGGGUCAUGGAGUAACUUCAAUCGAAAAAAAUACCGUUACGAAUGAUGCCGUACAUGCUGAAGAUCGUAUCAUUCACUUUGUGAAUGGGACUUCAGCCACUGGGAUUCGACUUAUCGUUGGUGCUGAUGGGACUUGGAGCAAAGUCCGUCCUCUGCUUACAUCCGCAAAGCCCGUGUAUUCUGGAAAAAUGUACAUUGAUUCUGCACUCUCCCACGACAACCCUAGCUACCCACUCGCUACGGAACUCGUUGGCAAAGGAAACACGCUGGCUCUAGGCGAGGAAAAGAUGAUUGCGGUACAGCAGCUCGCUGAUGCUAGCUAUCGAGUGUACUUCGGACUUAUUGUACCAGAAGAUUUCUAUCCACGGUCUUACUGCGCUGACUCCGAUGCCCAUGCUAGAACCGAAUCUAUGCGGUCUCGCCUGCUUUCUUCCAAUGAGCUGUUCGCAAACUAUGCACCUCAUCUCAAAGGCUUCAUUGAAAACGCAGAAGGCCCCUUCCGUCCCUGGCCACUCUAUUCCAUGGUGCCAGAGCAAGUUGGCUGGGAGCGAAGUGCUGCUGCUGGCGUGACAUUGCUUGGGGAUGCUGCGCAUGUUUCUACUCCAUUUGCUGGUGAAGGGGUCAAUUGCAGUAUGCAUGAUGCUGUCAUGUUAUUGGACAGUAUUAUUGAGCACUGUGGAAAGAGUGCAAGUCUUGUUAAUGUUGAGAGAUCAUCGUUGGAAACGGCCUUGGCUGCUUAUGAGAAGGACCUGUUUGUUCGCGGCCAGAAGCUCAUUCGGGAAAGUUCUGAGAAUGGUGUGAAACUCUUCGACAAAGAUGCUACUACACGGUUAUUUGAAGUUUUUGGAGACCACAGCAAGGAAAUUGCCGAGUCUGGAGAUGAUCAG